Exserohilum turcica Et28A is the source of this 602-nucleotide messenger RNA. RefSeq lists its product as uncharacterized. Lineage: Eukaryota; Fungi; Ascomycota; Dothideomycetes; Pleosporales; Pleosporaceae. Bases 353 to 547 code for a protein of 64 amino acids. The transcript has a single exon. The record is from RefSeq and is a predicted model, not a curated record.
CUUUGUUUAGAAAUUUGGCUUAAAAAGUGGCUAAUGUGUUGAUAAGGACUUCUCGUAGACGCUUGACCAUGGGCAUUUGCAAUAGCCAUGGCCAACGAUUUGAUAAGCGACUUUGGAUUCCCUCCACCCACCUGACCUUGCCCCUCCACACGUGAGAGCCGUUAACCGCGUAUUGCGUCGGUCUGUCGCAAUGUGCUUUGGACACGUACCGCCACUAAUUCAUACGCGAUGACAGUUGAGAGGCGGUUGCAUAACAUGUCUAGUGUCAGCUGCCAUGCCAAUGACAUGUGCCCGCAAGGCAGGACAAGGGAUCUGAUAGCGCAUCUCCGUCCGGCGCCCCGUAUGUUGUAUUAUGGGAUUGCGGCAAGUGAAGACGAAACACAAACGAGACAAAGCACCGCAUGAGUAUUUAGAAUUGUGGGAAAAACUUUGUGCGCAAAAGUUUCACGAAGUUGUCGACGACGCAGUGAGUUUGCCGCCUGGAGGUGCUUGCAUGAAAAUCGAGGUUGGCAGUGGUGAGGCGGGAUCGACGCUGGGCCGGGGCUGAUGGAGAUCGACCGCAACGGCCGGCCUGAGCACAGCAUUGCGGGCUGCGCCUGAUA